Messenger RNA from Varroa destructor (honeybee mite), 745 nucleotides. RefSeq lists its product as uncharacterized. Lineage: Eukaryota; Metazoa; Arthropoda; Arachnida; Mesostigmata; Varroidae. The record is from RefSeq and is a predicted model, not a curated record.
CGUAGAGCCAUGCGUGACCGGCACAGAACAUUGACAGGCAUGUGCAUGGGACCUGUACAACGCUGAGUGGACCUUUCCCUUAUUGUUUUCUUCAUGCUUACCUAAUUACGGCAGAAUUGACAACGACAGAUACUUCAUAUGCAAACCACUUGGACGAAAUUGCCAUGACGAGGAUGCCGGAGCAGGGUUCAACGGUGGUAUUAGGAGAAGCCGAAAAGCGUGCGUCCUCCAAAGCAUUUGCUUUAUUAUCACAGAUCAAAUACGUGCUUGAUAUGAAUAACAGAACGAUGGAGUUCGUUGCUGAAGUAGAAGGGCAGCUUGAGGAGUACUUUAGGAAAAUUGGAGAAGAGGUGCGCCGAAAGCAGGAGAACAUUCGAGCCGAAUUCGAUAAUCUGACGGAGACUAAAAAAAAAAUUGAAAGACUAAUUGAGAUGACAGAUCACGAGCUUGAGGAAGUACGGACACGAGGCGUAAAGCUCGAGAGGUUCUACAUAGCUAAUCUACACACUUUGAAUACAUUUCUUGCGGAAGAGCUGACAAAACAAGAAGCGCGGGUGUUUAUUCUGGACGGUUAUCAUGUUGUUGACGAACACGAAAAUACGAUGGAAAGUUCGUAGUAAUAUAUGCAAGUCGAAAAAGCCGAUUGCCGUAUAAUAAAGUCAUAUUUUUUUUUAAAGAAAGCAUUAAAAAUGCAAGUAAACAGUAUAUAUUUAUUAUCCAAGUAACUCACUGAUCUGUACAUAUC